AUGCGGUCGUCGUUCCUCCUCUCCGCAGCUAUCGCAUUCCUGGCGGGCUGGGCAGCCGCACAGACCGAAACUGAGACCUACAUCGACACCGACACGGCCACGACGGUGACGUCAAUCGACGUGGAGACCGACACACUCGAGCCGACGGCCGUCACCACCGUGCUGACCUACGAGUCGACCAUCACGACGACCAUGAUCCCGUCGCUGACCGUCAUCUCGCCGACGUCGACUUACACGGCAACCGCCACCGCCAGCGUGGUGCCCGUGGCCGGGGCCGACGCGAUCGGCGUGCCGGGCGCGUUGGCCGGGCUGGCGCUCGUGGGCGCUGCCGGCAUGGCGCUGCUCUGA
This is a messenger RNA of Chaetomium fimeti, 348 nucleotides long. RefSeq lists its product as uncharacterized. NCBI's taxonomy places the organism in Eukaryota, Fungi, Ascomycota, Sordariomycetes, Sordariales, Chaetomiaceae. The coding region runs from base 1 to 348 and encodes 115 amino acids. The transcript has 2 exons. The record is from RefSeq and is a predicted model, not a curated record.